Chaetomium fimeti is the source of this 1399-nucleotide messenger RNA. Its product is annotated as Prp18 domain-containing protein. The transcript has a single exon. Gene Ontology annotation, biological process: generation of catalytic spliceosome for second transesterification step; RNA splicing. Bases 180 to 1325 code for a protein of 381 amino acids. The record is from RefSeq and is a predicted model, not a curated record. Gene Ontology annotation, cellular component: U5 snRNP; U4/U6 x U5 tri-snRNP complex; U2-type post-spliceosomal complex. NCBI's taxonomy places the organism in Eukaryota, Fungi, Ascomycota, Sordariomycetes, Sordariales, Chaetomiaceae.
CAUUUCACAACCACUUCCAUCGACCUCGAACCAAUUCCUUUGGUAUCGAGCCUUCAACAAAUAAACUACCGAGCCGGUUGAUUCAAUCGACAAUCUCCCUCGUAUCAUCGAUUACACCACCCAUCCAACGCGACGACAACACCCCCAAAACAACAACAACCUCUGACAAGACCGCAAAGAUGGACUUCGAGGCCCUCAUGUCCCAAGAAAUCUCCAAAUCCAAACCCAAAAGCGGCAGCAACAAACCCACCUCCACAUCCUCAACCACCACCACCGCCCCCGCCCCCGCAAAAUACAUCUCCCGCCGCGAAGCCGAAGAAGCGCGCCGCGCCGCCUACCUCGCCGAGCAGAAGGCGCUGGAAGAAGCGCGGGCGGGCAAGGCGGCCGCGAAGCGGCAGCGGGAGGAGGAGGCCGCGCAGGAGGCGCGGGCGCGCGACGACAAGCGGCGGCGGCUGGCGGAGGAGUCGCGGGCGCGGCGCGAGGCGCGCGAGGCCGAGGAGGAGCGCGCGCGCCGGAAGCGGUUGGGCCUGCCGGAGCUGUUGCCUGCUGCCGCUGGGGAUGGGGAAGGGGAGGCUGGGGAUGGGGAGGGGGAGGAUUUGGAUGGGGAUUUGGAUGGGGAUGAUGCGGGGGAUGUGCCGGAGGAGGAGCUGGUUGCGAAGUUGAGGGGGCUUGGGGAGCCGGCGGUGUUGUUUGGGGAGAGCCAUGCGGCGAGGCUGAGGCGGUAUAGGAAGGCUGUGAGGGGCGGGGCGCUGGCGGCCGCUGCGGGACCGAUCGCGACGACACUGCUGCCCGUUGAGGAAAAGGACAUGAAGGUUCCCGACACGGUGCCGCCUGCUUCGGAUAAGAAGGCCCGCAGGCUCCUCUUCCGGCAAUUGGCAUCUUACUUCAACAUGAUUCUGCGGGAGUGGGAGUUGGCGCUGGCGCGCGAGGACAACGCCGAGACCUUUGCCGGACAAGCGGCGCACAGCGCGAUGAUAUCCAGCAAGGAGACGAUGCGACCCCUCUUCCGCAAGUUCGAGCAGGGUGACCUGGACGAGAGCAUCCUCGAGGCGGUCAUCGAGAUCGUCAAGGCGGCACAAGAACGGCGAUAUGUCGAUGCCAACGACGGGUAUCUACGCCUUAGCAUUGGUAAGGCGGCGUGGCCUAUUGGUGUUACCAUGGUGGGCAUUCACGAGCGUAGUGCCCGCGAGAAGCUACAUGGUGGUGAAAGGGGUCAUAUCAUGGGCAGCGAGGUCACACGCAAGUAUCUACAGAGCAUCAAACGGUGCCUGACCUUUGCCCAGGUUCGCUGGCCGUCCGAGGAUGUCCGCCAGUUGAUGGGGUGAGAGUGGAUGCUAGAGAAACAAGCAGAAUAGUGAUACCCAGCGAAUCGAACUUGCACUCUUCAUGGCUUCCAAAG